Nycticebus coucang (slow loris) is the source of this 5589-nucleotide messenger RNA. Its product is annotated as leucine-rich repeat-containing protein 37A2-like. The record is from RefSeq and is a predicted model, not a curated record. Gene Ontology annotation, molecular function: protein binding. The transcript has 17 exons. NCBI's taxonomy places the organism in Eukaryota, Metazoa, Chordata, Mammalia, Primates, Lorisidae. The coding region runs from base 1 to 2367 and encodes 788 amino acids.
AUGACUACAGUUCCUCCAAGGCUCCCUGAGGUGACACUUGCACAUCCCAAUCAGGUUCAGCCUCAAAAUCCAAAUCCACUUCAGCCUGUGGACCUGGAGCUUUCCAUAACUCCAGAACCCACUACGGACAUUGAACUUUCUCCAAUCAUGCAGGAAACCACAUCUCAACCUCCAGAGCCACCUAAGGAAGUUCCUCCAGAGCCACCUAAGGAAGUUGAACAUCCUGUGGCUCUGGAGAGGAUGGCAGCUCCCCAUCCAGACCAGAUUCAGACUCAGCCUCCAAUCCCGACUGAAGUUACAAUUCAAAUAUCCGACUCGGACAUUACCGUAACUCAAAAUUCGUUGCCAAAUUACAACAUGGAACAAGAGAUUGCCAAUAUCAACACCGACAUGAACACCAGCAUAUGUGAGCUCUGUACCUGCAGAGAUGAGACACUGUCGUGUGUUGGUCUCAGCCCAGAGAAGAGACUCCGCCGAGUGCCUGUGCAGGAGCCUGAAGCCUAUAAUGGCACCUUCACCGUCUUAAAUUUCCAAGGAAAUGCUAUUUCUUACAUUGAUGAGAAUGUAUGGAAAUCAUACCGUUGGACUGAGAGACUAAUUCUCAGUGAAAAUCAUUUGACCGAAUUACAUAAAGAUUCAUUUGAAGGCCUACUAUCCCUCCAGUAUUUAGAUUUAUCCUGCAAUAAAAUCCAAUUUAUUGAAAGACGUACCUUUGAAUCAUUACCAUUUCUGCAGUAUGUAAAUCUUGGUUGCAAUUUAAUCACUGAACUGAGCUUCGGAACGUUUCAGGCGUGGCAUGGAAUGCAAUUUUUACACAAGCCGAGCCGGGCACGCGGGUUCCGGAUGAACGGAGCUCCCGGAAGCCCCGCCCCCGCCGCCGGCCGCGCGCGCCCCCCACCUCCGCCCCGCGCGCUGCUGCGCUCGGCCCUCCCCUCCCUCUCCCGCCGUCCGCCUUUGUCGCGCCUGAGCUUGCGGGUCAGCAAGAGCCUCCAGCGUGAGCGUGCGGCUGCAGCCCCGGUCACCCAGCCCUCUCCCCCUCUUUUCUGCCUGUCUGCCUCUCCUCCCUGUCGCCGUCUCUUCCUCCCGCGCUCCCGGUCUGUGAAUCUCGACCUUCAUUUCUUCCACCCCGCCCUGCCCGGUCCCUCGCGUGCCCAGUCACCAGGCUGCGUGGGCCCUGCAACGCCUCCUCCCCUCCCCCAACCCCCACCCCCUCCCCGCUGGCGGCACGGGCUGCAGCUGGGCCUCCUUGGCCUGGAGCCCGUCUCAGCGCCGACACUUCUCCACGCCAGCGAGCCUCCGACCCGCCGAGCAAAAUGGGAAAUGAGGUAUUCCCACCAGCAAUGUGAAAGUUGCAGUUGCUACAGGAUCUUACCUAGCCAUAUGGCCUGCUGCCUCUGCCAAUUUAAAAAUAAUAUUGAGGUUGUCUGCAAGACAGUGAAGCUACAUUGUGAUGCAUGUAUAGGAAACAGCACAGAAGAUUGUUUUGAAGAAGCAAGUGUAGGAAAUGUGGAGGGAGCGCUCAUGAAGGUAUUAGAAGCCCGGAAGAAGCACACGAGCACCGAGCUGACCAUUGAGCCAGAGGUAUCCGCAAAUAAAAAUGGCGUCGGCUUGUCAGGCUUCCCGGGUGAUCAAUUUGAAAUGCAGCUAAACCAGCAGCUCCGAUCCCUCAUCCCCAACAACGACGUGAGAAGGCUCAUUUCUCACGUUAUCCGGACUUUGAAAAUGGACUGCUCUGAGACCCAUGUGCAACUGGCCUGUGCCAAGCUCAUCUCUAGAACAGGUCUCCUGAUGAAGCUUCUGAGUGAGCAGCAAGAAGUAAAAGUAUCCAAGGCAGAAUGGGAUGCGGAUCAGUGGAAGACUGAGAACUACAUCAACGAGAGCACAGAAGCCCAGGCUGAACAGAAAGAGCAGGAGUCAAGUGAGCUCACUAAAGGAGUUCCAGGAUAUGGCUAUAACAACAAACUCAUCUUGGCGAUAUCUGUGACUGUAAUAGUGAUGAUUUUGAUUAUAAUUUUCUGUCUUAUUGAGAUUUAUUCUCAUAGAAGAGCAGCAAGGACAGAUGUAGAAUCAGGCUCAGUCCCAAGGUGGGGCUUUUUUGAAUUUCUGCAUAGGAGAUGCUCAUCGCAGGGUGAAAGCCAGGAGGGCUUUUUCUGGUUAAGGAGUCCACUUUGGCUGAGGGAUAUGUACAGACCUCUCAAUGCCACACGCAAGAAAAACAUGGCCCAGAAGCUUCACGACAAGGAGUCUUCUGAUGAGGAAGAGAUUUACAAGAAGGAUGCAGGGGAGCCCCUAUCAACAGCAACACCUGUGGAUUCGGCUGCUGAAGGUGGUGAGGAAAGUGAGACCGCGCCAGAGGGGGAGGACUAAGAGUGAUCCAGCCUGCCUAAGGCCGCCUGCAAACUGUACUUUCUAAUGUUGGCAUCUCGGCAUUGCUUGUAAGAUACUUAUUAUUCACACACAAAAAAUGUAUACAAUCUAUUGUCAAUUCCAGCCAGCUGGUAAGAAACUUAAACGUUAAUAGUUAAAUAUUUAUACACGCAAAACAAGGGCCAGAGAAAAGAAAAGCAGGACUGAAGCCAGAGACUGUCAAGCUGGCCAACACCUCCACAAGCGGCACUGUGGGCAGAGGACGCACGGGGGCUCCCCCACCUCAUUUCCCAGUCUAGUCAGUCUCCGGGAAGCUGAAAAUACAUCAUCCUGGAGAGAGGGAGCCAAUUUUUAAAUCAAAUACAGUUGUUCUGGGGCUCUCUCCCCUGGUCCAUUAAGAACCAGUCCUUUACAACAUACUUGACCUCUUGCCCUGAGGGGACCUUCCACCUGCUGCCACCUCUCAGAGGGUGGGUGGGGUUGCCAGAAAUGUUUGGAUCACUAAGCCGACCUGCACUGUUGCAUCAAGUCCUCUGUUUUCUCCCAUGCUCCCAAAUUCAUGCGUGAAUGUGUGUCCUUUACCCUUUAAAGCUGGUGGAAAAUUCAAAAAAUUUUUUUUGUUGGUUUUUUCUUUUUAAAAAUCUCAACCCUUGGAUAGCUACUAGCUACCUGUCUUUUCUCCCAUGCUCACAAAUUCAUGCGUGAAUGUGUGUCCUUUACCCUUUAAAGCUGGUGGAAAAUUCAAAAAUUUUUUUUUGUUGGUUUUUUCUUUUUAAAAAUCUCAACCCUUGGAUAGCUACUAGGCCAAUUCACUGUCCCUCAGAUGGUUGGAGGGCCAGACCAUAGUUAAAAAAAAAAAAAAAACUGAACAAAUUCCUAUGCACACUGCACAUAUCUUAUUUUGAAGUACAAAAACAAAACUGGGGCAAAUACAAUCACACCGCUUCUUGUGGCCCGCGGGCCGCAGGUUGAGGACGCCUGGUCUAGGGAGAUAGAGAAGUAGAACCCAUGCUUGCCAGUGAAGAGUCAACAAUGACAAUAAUACUGGGGGUGAUGGCUGCUACGGUUUAUUAGGCACCAGCUUGGGCCAGCAUAAUACGAAGCUCUUUAGUUACACUGUUAAGUCACAAGGACCAAAACGCCACAUGCCAGCUCAAAUUCUGCAAGGGGGUGGGGUGUUAUGAGUGUUGGACAUAAACAGGAAGCUAACAGUAAACCAAGACUAGAGAUCUUGUACUGCUGGGCCUCCCAGACUCUGGGCCAGAUUCCAGGCAAAUCCAGGUUCCUAUUUUGUCACAAUUACAUUAUUUCCAAUUUGGUACACAAAGUGAGACUUACGUAAAACACUAUCUCAACUUUGUACAAUACUUGUUAACCUCAAAUGCUACCGUACUGUACUUCUAUUUUUUGUUUUAGAGAUAGAGUCUCACUUCGUCACCCUUGGUAGAGUACCAUGGCAUCACAGCUCACAGCAACCUCCAGGUCUUGGGCUUAGGCGAUUCUCUUGCCUCAGCCUCCCGAGUAGCUGGGACUAUAGGCACCCGCCACAAUGCCCGGCUAUUUUUUUGUUGCAGUUUGGCUGGGGCCGGGUUCAAACCCUCCACCCUCGGUAUAUGGGGCUGGCGCACCCCCUACUGUACUUCUAAAUUAAAACUCCCCAAAGUGAGAUUCUACUUUGCCCAGCUCUUCAGUGAGACCUGAGAGGUAGAGAGAGGGGGACACAAGGCCAACAGCUACUAAAUGAAUGAAAAUCCUCACUGAUUCCUAUGAAAACUGUCAGAGAAAUGAGAAAUUUUAUAACAGAUGAAGAAAUGAGGCAAUAUAUGAUUAGAGCAAAAAUAAUACGGAAAAGAAAUGUAGCGGUUCGGAAGAAAGAAGGUUACAUGGCCUAGGGAAAAUCCUUGAAGAAAAUGGAAUUUUGCUGGAGGAUCCGUCUUUAGGUCGUUCACUCACUCACACACUGGUGAGUUCUCGGAGGCUUCAGUUCCUCCCCCAACGGGCCUGUGCACACGCUAUUUGAUUGAAGGUUCUCAUGACUUGAUGGUGGGCCUCCUCCAGAGUGAGUGGUCUAAGAGACAGAGACAGAGCCAGGCAGAAGUUAACCUUUUCAUGACCUAGCCUCAGAAGACCGCUGCCACAUAACAUGAAUAGAGGUCAGUCACUAAAUGCGGCCCACAUUCAAGGGGAGGGAAUUUAGACUUCACCUUUCGAAGAAAGAAGAAUCAAAGAGUUUGUGGACUAUAUUAAAACUACUUGCAUAUACAAAAAAAGCAAAAAAAAAAAAAAAUGGAAGAGAAAGUAUCCAAUGUACUCAGCCCUACUAUGAAACUAAUUUAUGGCUUUCACAUGAAAGCUAUAACCCAGUUAUAACCUAAGAAUGGGGGAAAGGGAGGGGAGGGAGGGGGAGGUGGGUGGAGGGAGGAUGAUUGGUGGGAUUACACCUGCGGUGCAUCUUACAAGGGUAUAUGUGAAAUUUAGUAAAGGUAGAAUGAAAUUGUCUUAACACAAUAACUAAGAAAAUGCCAGGAAGGCUAUGUUAACCAGUGUGAUGAAAAUGUGUCAAAUGGUGUAAAAACCAGUGUAUGGUGCCCCAUGGUCGCAAUAAUGUACACAACUAUGAUUUAAUGAAAAAAAAUAGAGUAGAUGGAUGUGGCUGUUUGACAAGCAUGGAGGCAGCUUCUUCUGCCCCACCCUCCUUCAUGGACCAAGGAAGGAAGAGAAGAGCAGCGAGAACAAGUCUUUGGCUCUCCAGGUAAAGGUAUAUGAAAGCAAUAAGAAAUAAUCAAUCUCCAAAGAUGAAAUAGUAAAAUACAUGCUACAUAGGAUUAAAGAAUGGAGUCCAUCUGUCACUGGGCUUUAGCCCAUUUUGCAGCCUACCAAGUCCCACCACCCUCCUGACACCCGCCCAGCCUCUGUCACCCUCCAUACACCCACAUGUGCUACUGCUGCAUUUAUCACGAUGGAAGUAGGAGUCAUGAGUGUUCUUGAGUUAGGAUCAGGGUUGAUAGUGUAAAUGUUCCACUUAUUAGGAGGAUGGAUAGUAGGAUGACGGCCAGGGUUACUUCAUAUGAGAUAGUUUGUGCUACCGCUCGUAGUGCUCCAAUUAGUGCGUAUUUUGAGUUUGAUGCUCAUCCCGAUCACAGGAUUGAGUAUACAGCUAGGCUGGAUGUGGCUAGGAUAAAUAGUACGCCCAGGUUGAUGUUGAUCAGGGGGUAUGGGAUU